AUGACUGGAAUACCAGUCAGCCAGCGACUUAUCAGAAAGUAUGGAUCAGUCAAAGCAGUUCUUAGAGAGAGCGAACGACUUCAGAAGAUAAAUAGUUCCCGAGAAGGAGCUCUACAGAGAAUAAUCCAUCCUUACUCAACAUUUCGCUUCAUGUGGGACUUGAUGAUGAUCUUCCUAAUUAUAAUUAUCAUCUACACAUUUCCCGUCUUUCUGGCCUUUCCCGCGUUCGAUUUUUACUCUCCUUUCGGGCAUGAGAGCAGCUGCACUCACCGCUACACAGCAAUGGUUGUGAACAUCAUCACAGACGUCCUCUUCGCGACCGACAUCUUACUCAACUUCCGCACGGGAAUUGUGGAAAACGAAGCUGAAAAUAUCAUCGUUAUGGAUCCAAAGAAGAUAAGAAUGGCAUAUCUCAAGGGAUGGUUCUUCUUUGAUUUCAUCUCAACUAUUCCAGUAAGCAUAAUAUGGGAAGCAAUCAGUGGCGCUACGCAUGGAAAUCUGGGCUUGAUGAAAAUUGUAAAGCUCUUUCAGCUUCUCAGGCUGAUUCGUGUUACUAAAGUUUUUCGAACGAAGCAUCAGUGGAAAGAAAUUGAGUUAUUCCAGUAUGACACAGCAGUAAUUGCUUUCAAGUUGCUUGGGGUCCUCAUGCUCAUCCUCACUUUUUGUCAUAUAUCAGCUUGCUUCCAGUUUGCGAUACCGCUUGUUUACGAUAUCCCUCCAGAUACUUGGAUUGCAUUUAGAAACUUGGAAUACAAAGAAUUAAAAAUACAGUAUAUGUGGUCAUUGUUUCGGGCGAUGUCUCAAAUGAUCUGCAUUGGGUAUGGACUGUUCCCUCCUGUCAGCCGAAAAGACAAGAUCGUGACGAUUUGUAUGAUGAUUACCGGCGCGAUCUUAUUCGCCGCAUGCAUUGGUAUCUUGACUUCAAUUGUCCAAAGUCACAAUGCUUCGAAACGACUCUACAAGGAGAAAAUUGCGUCUGUCAAACAAUACAUGAGCUUCCGAAAACUACCGGUUGAACUCCGAAAGCGAAUCACCGACUAUUACGAGAAUCGAUACCAAGGAAAAAUGUUCAAUGAGGAGCAAAUCAAAUCCGAGCUUAACGAAAGUCUCCGUCAGCAGCUCAUCAAUGCUUCUUGCCGAGAACUCAUUGAUGCUGUUCCCAUGUUCUUAGAGUGCGACGACGACUUCAUCGACAAGCUACUCACGAAGCUCAAGUUCGAAGUCUACCUUUACGGCGACGAAAUCAUCCGGCAAGGCACUCUUGGUCGGAAAAUGUUCUUCAUCUCUCGUGGCUCCGUUCGAAUCCUCAGUUACAAAAAUCUUGGCAGUUCUCGAGUCCUGACAGACGGCGAGUACUUCGGAGAAAUUGCCCUUCUUCACCCAACGAAGAGGAGAACUGCAAGCGUUUUUGCUGAAUCGUAUUGCUACAUGUACUCACUUGACGUGGAUGACAUGAAUCAGGAAAGAGUUGAGAUUGUCCUCGAAAUGUUCCCCCACAUUCGCCGUCAAUUCAUGGCUGAAGCUCAGAGUCGAUUGGAAGCACUCGAGGAAGAAGAACGCAAGAUGCUCCAAGGCGCCGACCACGGAAUCUCAUAUGAGAUGUCGAAAGCCUCGGUUCAAGAUUGGUACAAACGAAGCUCAAGAAUGAGCCGUGCAAGAACUACGUCUACGCUUUCUCGCGUCUCCAGACACCAAACGAUGGGUUUGAGUGAUUACGCAAAGGACUAUUCAAAUAGACAGAGCCUGCGACGAGGAACAACGAUGAACAGAUAA
Messenger RNA from Oikopleura dioica, 1773 nucleotides. The record is from the annotation of a GenBank genome assembly. NCBI's taxonomy places the organism in Eukaryota, Metazoa, Chordata, Appendicularia, Copelata, Oikopleuridae.